Oppia nitens is the source of this 1258-nucleotide messenger RNA. RefSeq lists its product as uncharacterized. The transcript has 2 exons. Bases 50 to 1258 code for a protein of 402 amino acids. NCBI's taxonomy places the organism in Eukaryota, Metazoa, Arthropoda, Arachnida, Sarcoptiformes, Oppiidae. The record is from RefSeq and is a predicted model, not a curated record.
AUUUCUAUAGUUGUAUUUUGUUUGUAUAUAUUCAGUAAAACACAAAAAUAUGUCAAAAAAUAUUGAAAAUCAGAAAACUAUUGACCACAUUGUCAUCCGAGGCGAUCCCUAUACGAGAGGCUAUAGUUAUGGACAACAACUAAAAGAUAGGAUCCUAAAGAAUCUGCAAUUUUAUAAACAAAGAUAUGUUAUGCUUGACUGGACACAAGUGGAAACGUUUGUUAACAAUAAUUAUGUAAAAGCUUUGAAACGAUAUUAUCCGUCCGGUCUGAACGAAAUGAAAGGUAUGGCCGAUGGAGCUCAGGUAUCCAUCGAGGAUAUCAUUGUGUUAAAUGCCAGAUACGAAUUGAUGCGCUGGAAUCGGGAUCUGAUUCGGACACAAUCGGACAACAAAUCGCCGACCAAUGAUAUAUCUGAGCUAACAAUGCAAAAACAAUUGCCCCCCGAAUGUACAUCGGCUAUGUGUUUGUCGAAAGCCACCAAAAGCGGACACAUCCUGAUGGGUAUCAAUUGGGAUCAAAACAAGCGUAUGCUCAACGAUGAUAUGGUGGUACUGUUGGAAGUACAUCCCGAUCCCAGCGAACAUAUGGCGCCGUUUUAUAUGCUUACAGAAGUCGGACAAUUAGGCAGAUAUGGUAUCAACGCUAAUGGAUUGGCCAUAACUGGAAUGAGUCUAUUCUCAAGUGAUGACUUCUUUGGCAAAGACAGUCCAAAAGGUUAUUUACCGAUAGGUCUAUUGAGACGACUGUUUAUUGAAUCACCUAAUCUUUCAGUGGGUUUAAAACGACUAAUCGGUGCGCCCAGACAUGUGUCGGUCAACAUGACUGUGGCUUCGGCUGACGGAUUGGCCAUCAAUCUGGAGAUGACUCCCACCAAAUACUUUGUCACUUAUCCAUCAAAGAAAACUGAUUCUCUGACUCACUGUAAUCUCUUUAAGUCGAAAUCGUUUUUUGCCGACUCGUCGGUCGACGACACCUAUCAUUGUGGAUCAUCACUGGUCAGAGACCAUCAAAUGCAGCGACAAUUGCUCGACAAAUGGGGAACAAUUGACGAAACAAGUUUUACUGAUUUAUUCAAAGAUCACGUUUCGUUUCCCGACAGUGUAUGCGCUCACAUACCUGUGCCGGGAAGGGAAGAUCUGUCGACAUAUCCCAAUAUGUGUACUGUUGCUAAUAUAGUGAUGAAUUUGACCACAAAAACUGUACGCAUCUGUAGAGCUAAUCCGUGUUGCGGAUUGUUUCAAGAGUAUAGGCUUUAA